AUGAAUGGAACCGAGGCUCGAUUGCAUGUCUCUUGGAAAGAUGGAGACUUCAUAUAUACGCAAAAGAUCAAGACGUUCAUUCUCCAGCGACCUGAAGAGUUCCUCGAGUUCCGCAGAUUCGUCCGGAAUAUUAUCGAUUGGGGACGGGAUGAGCGCUUGGAGUGUAUAAAGUCCGGUCUUGAUGUUUUGAUCGAGGAAAGGGAGAUGGCGCUCCUGCAGAACAAACUUUCUCGUCCGAGAUCCAAGUCCGGGGGUAGCGCAAUCCGCCUACAACCAUACUAG
Molecule: messenger RNA, 282 nt
Organism: Fusarium odoratissimum NRRL 54006
Lineage: Eukaryota; Fungi; Ascomycota; Sordariomycetes; Hypocreales; Nectriaceae
Exons: 1
Coding region: 1-282 (93 amino acids)
Source: RefSeq, a predicted model, not a curated record